This is a messenger RNA of Trichobilharzia szidati, 1335 nucleotides long. NCBI's taxonomy places the organism in Eukaryota, Metazoa, Platyhelminthes, Trematoda, Strigeidida, Schistosomatidae. The record is from the annotation of a GenBank genome assembly.
AUGCUUAAGAUACAAGAUGUUCCAUCAGAGACAAGAAAAAUUAUUGGUAGAAAUAAUUCUAAAUUUUUAUUGUCAACAGAAAAUACAUAUCCAUGUGGCGUCAUUCAUGAGAUGGAGAUAAUGACAAAUGAUAGCAGUAACAAUUCCUUAGCAAACUGUAAAAUUCAUGGUGAAACUAUUUUAGAAAAACAAGCGGAAAACAAGCAAAAGCAAAAUCGACAUACACCAAAUUUCAAACAAAGUAACAGGCAUCCAGUUUUCAAAAGCAGUAAUCAGCAUGAUAAAUCAAACAGUGAAACAGACAGAACAAAUGAGGAUGUAGAGAAAGGAGAUGGUGAUAAUGGCGACAAACAAAAUAGUGCAAAAACUGUGAAGAAAAAAUGGAAACACUCUGUAACAUACAGUGAUAAUGUAGCGGAAGCUGUCAACGAGCCUGUGGAUAACGUAAUCAAUACUUAUAGUGUAAAUAACUACAGCGGCUCUUCAUCAUCUUUCUCCUCAUUAACUGAAAGUUUCACAUCACAGAAGGACGCCAAUUCAAUAUCCCCAGAAGCACAUCUGUCGAAAUUGAAAAAAAUACACCGCAAGGCAUCAAGACGCAAAAAGUUAAAAUAUUUUAGGAAAAUAUUUUAUUUUGUAUCAAUAAGAAUCAUUCUUAUGACUACAUUAAUUGUAAGUCUCAUAUUCCUUUUGGUUGGAUAUUUGAUAAGUAUAAGAUAUAUGAUGAUUACUGGAUGUAUACUGUCAUUGGCAUCAGCUGGUUGUUUAAUUCAAUUAUGCUUUUCAAAACGUACGGGUCCAAAUAAAUUUAAUCCUCAAUCUGUGCCAUUCGCACUAGCUGCUGAAGACCUUCCACAGACAACAGACAAAACCAUUAUUUCACCAUUAUCAAUAGCAACACAGAACAACUCGAACACGGUAUUCAAUAAUAGCAGUGCUUUAGCUGAAAUAAAAGCCGACAAUACAGGAAAACUAUUAACUGUCUCGAAUGCUUCAUCUACUGUACACUUGACUCCAAUAACAAACACACCAUUAGUCAUUGGGAUUGAUCAAAUUCAAGCUAGACGUUUAAGUAUGGCACUACAACGUUUAACAAGAAAUUCAAUCCAACCUCAAUCAUCAUCUUCAUACAAAAAUUAUGAAGGAUCAGGGAUGCUGAACAUGGCUAGGCGUUUAACAAUGGCCAGCUCAGCUAUCGCUAUGGCUGGUAAUGAUCGUGAUUAUUAUAGUCACUCAUCAUGGCUAACUGGGUCCAGAGUUAGACAUGGUGUACGACGCAGCUUGGCUUGGAAUGAUUCUGGUGCGACAAGAUUUUAUGAACAAUGCUAUGAUUAG